Tricharina praecox is the source of this 681-nucleotide messenger RNA. RefSeq lists its product as uncharacterized. Lineage: Eukaryota; Fungi; Ascomycota; Pezizomycetes; Pezizales; Pyronemataceae. The record is from RefSeq and is a predicted model, not a curated record. The transcript is spliced from 3 exons. The annotation marks the transcript as partial.
UCUAGUGUAGUUGCUGUGACUGGCCUGGCGGGCCAUGCGUUUGGAUCCUGGCGCAGCCGCGAAACCCACCAAAUGUGGUUGAAAGACUUCUUGCCCCAAGAUAUCAUCAACAUCAGAAUUAUGACCUAUGGUUACGACAGCCGCCUAGCCGGGCAGCCGACAUCCUCCAUGAAAAUUUGUGACUACAAAAGCCACUUCCUCCAACAGCUCAAGAAUUUUAGACCGAACGCCGAGCACCGACCAAUAAUAUUUCUGGGGCACAGUUUAGGGGGUAUCUUGAUUCUUCAGGCAAAUCCAGCUACUUUGCCAGAUACUUUCUCCAACCGCAAUCCACAUCACAGGUCCAUUCUAGACGCCACCCAAGGAAUAUUCUUUUUUGGGACGCCACAUCAAGGACUUCGGACCGAAGAAUUAGAGACAAUGGUUGGUUCGAACACGCAAGCAGCGAACUUCCUGGCACAGCUGAAGCAAGGCUCGGACUUCCUAAUUAACCAAAAAGAGGAUCUUCUGCACAUAUGUAAAAGGUUUAAACGAACAAUCAUCAGCUUUCACGAAACGGUGGAAACGUCUACGGUUAAGAGGGUGAAUUGCGAAUGUUUUGCCCCUUCCAGGGCUGAUUACUUACUGAUUCUAUGUAGUCUGAAUCCGGGAAAUUCACUAGAGAUGGUGAAAAGGCCAUGA